AUGGACCACAGUGAGAGUCCAGACUUGGGGCAAAUGAGGAGGAACAACAUGGAUCCUGGAAGACAGACGCAUCAGGUUCUGGAGAGCACACCUCUGGAUCUGAUUGAGACAGGCAAGUCCCUGAAAGUCCAAGCAGAGCGCCCUCACCUGGUUAGUUUGGGAAGUGGUCGCUUAAGUACAGCCAUCACUCUGCUCCCGCUGCCUCCAGGCAGAACCACGUUGGGCUGCGGGGUCACAGAUAUCCAUUUGCAAGGUCCUGGAAUCACACCUCAGCACUGCUACAUCGAGAACCAGGGGGGCAUCAUCACGUUGUACCCAUGUGGACACCAGUGCUCUGUGGAUGGCCUCCCCAUCACCAACCCCUACCGCCUCACGCAAGGAUGCAUGUUGUGUUUUGGUCAGUCGACUUUUUUCCGUUUCAACCAUCCUGAGGAGGCUUUGAGAAUGAAGAGUAUGCUUCCAGGGAGCCAAGUGUUGACUAUGACCAAGGCCAAAACAAAAGAGUUACACUGUGUCACAAAUGGAAACCACCAAAGUUUCAAAAAUAACUUUAAAAUAAACAACUUAUCCAAAAACUUUCCAGGCUCUUUACCCCAGCUGGAUAAAACAGCCAAACAAAGUGCUCCCCUGGGCUCUAAUGGUGCAUUCAUGAAUGGAAAAAAUGAUUGCACAGAAGAAUCCAUCUAUGAAAAUGUUGGCAGCUUUUUGUGUCACAAUGAAGGGAACAAGACUCCACCAGUGCCUCCUCGCAUGCCCACCUUACACCAGCCGCCUGUUCCUCACCCACGGACCUUCUACACCGGCAUGCAGAAUCCACAGGACAGCCCAAACCGUCUCAGGAAAACAAGAGACGUUUCACCAAGCUCAGCCCCAAACAAUAGGCCAGGACCAACCCCCGUCAGACACCUGCAAACAUCAUCAUCUGUUGAUCUGUCUUCUUCAACUACAACCAGUCCCCAGAGAGCUCACAGCCCCAUUCGCACUGACCCACAGCACAGACUCAAGGCCCCAGAGACCUCCACAGCCACAGGCCGCCCCCCUAUCAGCCCACACACCUCCAGGAGAGAGACCACAUCACCUCCCUCAAGUACACCACUACUCGGUAGCCCACAGUGCCAACACAAACCUGUUCCAGGGAUUGAUAAAGAGACGGGAACCAGAGAUCUAAGACAGAGUUCUGUGAGAUCCUCUCCUUUAGCCAGCCCUCAAAACCAAAGAAAAAACUCUGCCAUAAAGUUAAACUGCAACAAGGAAUCUACUUUUACAAAGCCAUAUACAAGAGAGCGAAAGAAUAGUAUUUCAGAGAUCAGCGACAACGAAGAGGAGCUUUUGGAGUACCAUCGCCAUCAGAGAGAGGAGCGACUGCGUGAGCAAGAGAUGGAGAAACUGGAGCGGCAGAGGCUGGAUGCCAUCUUAAAUCUGUGUGCGGAGUAUAACCAAGAGGACGGCUCUCUGGACCUGGACACUGUGAUGAGGACAGGGCUCAUGGGGGGAUGCACCGUGAUGAUCCCACCUGAAGAUGUGGACGAGAGCUGCCAGAGAGAGGAGUCCAGCAGCACAGAGAGCACACACCAGGAGUGUGCAGAGCUCUUAGCUAGUAAAGAGAAGAAGAACCUGGAGGAGGAGAGGAGCAGGAUCCUUUCACGAGUAGAUGAAUUGAAGCAGAAAGUUAGUGAACUUGAGCAGCAACUGACAGAGACCAAACAUGAGGUGGAGAUGGAGCAGGCCCUGCUGCAGGCCGAGCGACAGGCGGAGCAGGAGCAGGUGGAGGCUGAACACAAAGUCAUCGCUCAGCUGCAGCUCAAACUCAGUCAGCUGAACCAGACCACCCAGAAUGACAAGGACAAGGGGAGGGCAAAAGUGUCGGCCGAGCGGAAGGCUCUGGAAAAGCAGAGGAAUGAGUACAAUGAUCUGAAGAGGCAGUUUGAUAAGUGCCCCUUGCCUCUAAAGGGGCAAAUACAGGAGCAGCUCAGCAGGAAGGCAGAGGCUGUGGACUCUGGGACCAAACGGUUUGAGGAGCUGGAGUUCUGUCAGCUGGAGCAAGAGAGCAGUCUAGACGAGAGGAAAGAGACUCAGAGCUCCCAGCUCCUACAAGAGAAGGCUGACCAUCACUGCAGCAUGGCUCAGAGGAAGGAAAGAGUAGCAGCUCUUGAAGCACAAGCAAAGCAGCUAGGACUUCAGGCUGUUCAAGAAUGUGAAAGGAUUGUCAGGGAACGAACGGUGAACCUGCAUCUGCUACAAAAGGAGCAGGACCGACUGUGUGCUUUGGAAAGGAAUUACCAAACAUUGACUGGGAAAAACGUUCUAACGCCCAACCUCAAAGAAGACUUUCUUCACAUCAGUGAAUCAGAUCUUGUUUUGUUGGAAGGUGCUUCUUGUAGCUCGCGUCCCUCUUCUUCUUCCUUAUCCUCCUGUAACCCCUCUCCUGAGCUCUGUACUGAUCCUUUCCCCGUUAGGCUUCAAGAGGAGUACCUGAGACUUUCUGAUGUCUUUAAGAUGUAUGGAAGUGGCUCCAUGCAAGCUUCUUCUCCUGCCACUCUGCACUGCUUGUCUAUUGCUGUGCCCUGUGAGGAGUAUAUCACUGUCAGUCAGCUGAGUCAAAUCUUUGGGUUGCAAAGACUCAAUCACUUUCCCACUUCCUCACUCGCAUCAUUCCAGCUCGCCUCCUCUGAAUCUACUUUCACCUGUCACUCAAACACAUCUGCUCCCUCCUGCUUUCACUCUGUCCAGAGUCAGUCUGAUCUUCCACCUAUAAACCUUGAGAGCUGGUACCAGGACAUCAUGGCGGCUGGAGAGGCCCAGUCCUGUCCGCCCCCACUGCCUGCCAAGUCUACACGCAGACAUCCACAGUUGAUGAAAUCAAAAUCUGAAGAUGAGGUCACACAAGUCAUAUCUAGUUCUCAGAUCAGCAAUGGUGGGACUUCCCAUGACAAAAAUACCAAGGAUUUUCAGUUGGUUUUGAGAGAGCUUCCAAAUUCCAUUGAUACAGAGCCCAGAAAAUAUGUGACCUCUCAGUACAAAGGUACAGACUCUUCUUCAGUCCAUCACUCCAUUCUGCACCACCAGACGCCCCCUGUUGGCAGCCAGGCCUUCGACACCCUGAGCCUGGAGAGCUCAGACAGUCUGGAGACCAGUGUGUCUGCUGGAAACUCUGGCUGUUCCCCCGAAAGCGCUCUGGAGGCCCAGCGCAUCGAGGAGAUGGAGAGGCUGCUGAAGGAGGCGCAGCAGGAGAAGGCCCGUCUCAUGGAGAACAGAGAGAGGGAGGUGCAGACGCGGCGGCAAAUCCUGGAGGAGGAGCGCAGGAGGCGGGAGGAGGCGGAGAGGAGGCUCCAGGACGAGGCGGCCCACAGGAGGAGGCUGGUGGAGGAGGAGGUGAAGAUGAGAGAGAAGCACUUCUGUCAGGCUCGUCCCAUGACACGCUACCUGCCCAACCUGAAGGAAGAGUUUGACUUGCGCGCGCAUGUGGAAUCCUCCGGUCACAACAUCGACACCUGCGCCUUCGUCAUCCUCACGGAGAAAAUGUGCAAAGGUCACCUGGUUAAAAUGGGCGGGAAAAUCAAGUCGUGGAAGAAACGGUGGUUUGUCUUUGACCGAAUCAAGAGGAACUUCGGCUACUAUGCAGACAAGCACGAGACCAAACUGAAAGGACUCAUUUACUUCCAGGCGAUUGAAGAGGUUUACUAUGAUCACCUGCGCAGUGCCUACAAGAGCCCAAACCCGUCCCUGACCUUCUGUGUGAAGACCCACGACCGGCUCUACUACAUGGUGGCCCCGUCCCCUGAGGCCAUGCGCAUCUGGAUGGACGUGAUUGUAACGGGCGCAGAGGGCUACACUCAGUUCAUGAGCUGA
Molecule: messenger RNA, 3849 nt
Organism: Knipowitschia caucasica
Lineage: Eukaryota; Metazoa; Chordata; Actinopteri; Gobiiformes; Gobiidae
Source: the annotation of a GenBank genome assembly